ACCUGUUCCUCCUCCAUCCCUGGAAACCCAUUAUAGAGAAAGAGAGAAAAUACAAAAAGAAACAAACAUCGUUGUUUCUCUCUUUCUCUCUCCUCUAGGGUUUCUCUUUUUUCUCAAAUCUUCCAUAUUUACCUCUCUUCUGAAUUGAAAGACAUUGCCUUUGAUCCAUUUGAACAUAAAGCAUAUAUUGUGCAGUUCUCAGCUCAAAGAAACUUUCACAAUCAUGGUCUUCUGGAUUUUUGGCUAUGGCUCCUUGGUAUGGAAUCCAGGUUUUGAAUAUGAUAAGAAAAUGAUUGGUUACAUCAAGGAUUACAAGCGUGUGUUUGAUCUUGCUUGCAUUGAUCACAGAGGUACACCAGAACACCCUGCAAGAACUUGCACAUUGGAAGAAAGUGAAGGAGCUAUUUGCUGGGGUGCUGUUUAUUGUGUCCGAGGAGGGCCUGAAAAGGAAAAAAAGGCAAUGGAGUAUCUUGAAAGAAGAGAGUGCGAGUACGACAGCAAGACCUUAGUAGACUUCUACACGGAUGAAGACUCUGCUCAGCCAGCUUUAACAGGAGUAAUAGUGUUUACAUCCACUCCUGACAAAGUGAAUAAUAAGUACUAUCUAGGGCCUGCCCCAUUGGAAGAGAUGGCCUGGCAAAUUGCGACUGCUCAUGGUCCCUGUGGGAACAACAGAGAAUACAUAUUCAAAAUGGAGAAGGCUCUGUACGAUAUUGAUCACGAAGAUGAUUACAUCAUAGAGCUGGCAAAUGAAGUGCGGAAAGUUCUUGAAAUUGUUGGUGCUGGUAUUCAAAAGGAGAAGGAGUUACUUGGUUCUUCACACAUCCCACUCAAAACCCAAACUUCACCUGUGAAAAUCUUUUCCUUGCCAGAAACUGCUGCAGUUGCUGUCGCCGCAGAUUCGUGAAGAAGAAAACUAACUGGAAGAGAAUGGCAGUAGUUCAGUGUGAGAAUUGUAGGAGGGUUCUAAGUUAACGUCUUACUUUGACCAGAUUAAUGUAGUGAAAUUGCUGUUGAAUUUUAUUCCAAAACUUUUUAACA
Molecule: messenger RNA, 1041 nt
Organism: Solanum dulcamara
Lineage: Eukaryota; Viridiplantae; Streptophyta; Magnoliopsida; Solanales; Solanaceae
Product: gamma-glutamylcyclotransferase 2-1-like
Exons: 8
Coding region: 224-907 (227 amino acids)
Biological process (GO): glutathione catabolic process
Cellular component (GO): cytoplasm
Molecular function (GO): gamma-glutamylcyclotransferase activity; glutathione specific gamma-glutamylcyclotransferase activity
Source: RefSeq, a predicted model, not a curated record